AUGCAUCCAAAUUCUGUUCUCAAUGAUCUAUGGCAAGUUGGAGGACGCCAGUGGGAUGAGCCUAAAUUACGACAACAACUUUUACUUGAAGAUGCAGCCCAUGCUUGUUGCAUAUAUCUUCCACAACAUCAAUGUCCGGAUAAACUAGUCUGGCAUUACACCAAGGAUGGCAUUUACACAGUGAAGUCUGGAUACUGGCUGAGUCUUCAUCUCCCGGAUGCUAAUGACCACAUUGAUCCACCACUAGGUAAUCCUUUGCUAAAAACAAAGCUUUGGAAAACAUCACUGCCACCAAAACUAAAACAUUUCUACUGGCGAGUGUUAUCUGCUGCUCUGGGAACUGCUCAUGAACUCAACCGUAGGGGAAUUCCCAUUGAGGACACUUGCCAACGUUGCUGUCAAGCGGUCGAAUCUAUCAACCAUAUGCUCUUCCAGUGCCCAUAUGCCUCAAAAAUAUGGAGACUGUCCAAUCUUCCUGCUGGUUUCACAUUUUCAUCAUCUCUUGAAGAUAACAUUGAAGCCUUAUUACUCAUGUACAACUCGGGAAUGAAUAGAGAUAAGCAACAUCUCCCUUUUUGGAUUGGUUGGCAAAUAUGGAAAUCAAGGAAUGAUCUUAUAUUCAAUAAAAUAACUUGGGAGACAAGUUCGGUGCUCCUCAAAGCUACUGAUGAUGUUGUAGAAUGGCUGGCUGCAACUCAACCAUCUAUACAACGCCCUCCUCGCAACUCACCAACUGUUCAUUCUCCCUCAUCUCAAUGGACACUUCCUACAACGGAAGUAGUCAAGGUAAACUUUGAUGGAAGUUUUCACUCUCAUAAUGGCAGCAUAGGAGUAGGGUGGAUAAUUCACGGUGAUAAAGGAACAUAUCUCUUAUCCAGAAGUUCCAAACUUAAACAAGCAUCUAAUCCGCUAUGGACUGAAAGACUAGCAUUACUACAUGCUAUUCAAUCAACUUGGUGCUGUGGCUACCGAAAGGUGAUACUAGAAGGAGAUUGCAAAGCUUUAGAUGAUCUCCUGCAUAGAAGAACAACGAGUAUAACUAUGGAAAAUCUCCUAGUUGAUAUCCGCAGUUGGGCGGAUCUUUUUGCUGAAAUAUCUUUCUCGCUUGUACGACGGGAAUGUAAUCAGGUGGCUGAUAAACUAGCUAAGUCAGCUCAUUAUCAACCAGAAACUAUUUGA
Messenger RNA from Camelina sativa (false flax), 1179 nucleotides. The record is from RefSeq and is a predicted model, not a curated record. Lineage: Eukaryota; Viridiplantae; Streptophyta; Magnoliopsida; Brassicales; Brassicaceae.